Molecule: messenger RNA, 1713 nt
Organism: Saccostrea cuccullata (small rock oyster)
Lineage: Eukaryota; Metazoa; Mollusca; Bivalvia; Ostreida; Ostreidae
Product: toll-like receptor 13
Exons: 3
Biological process (GO): inflammatory response; immune response; toll-like receptor signaling pathway
Cellular component (GO): plasma membrane
Molecular function (GO): transmembrane signaling receptor activity; protein binding
Source: RefSeq, a predicted model, not a curated record
AAAAAAAAUAAACAUUUGAAUAGGAAUAAAAAAAAUAUAACAAUCCAAUGUUUUACACGCCUUAUUUGUCGCUUCCUGAAAUUUAUUUGUGGGUCUCAGGAAAUAAUAAAUGGAACAAUGGAUCCUUCUGUCCAGAAACGCCAUGUGUGUGUUUGGCUCAGAGAUUUAAAAGAAAUUAGUAUGACUCGGGGUACUAUAGAAAUUCCCGAUUUUGAAUCAUUUUCUAUGCUGAAAAAACUUGAAAUCUUGGAUUUGCGUCAGAAUGGUAUCUCUCAAAUCAAGAAAUAUAAUCUUUCUAAUUUACAAAAUUUAAAUUUAGCUGAGAAUAAGAUACAAUAUCUUCCAAUUUUACCUUGUUCUAAUUUAAAAGUAUUAAACUUGUCAAUGAACAAACUUUCGGAAAUAGACAAGCUACGAGAAAAUCUAUCUCUGCCUGAACUUGAGUCCUUAGAUUUGUCUCAUAAUCCAAUUACCCGAUUACAACCUUUAUCUUUUGAGCGAUUUAAAAAAUUAAGGUCAUUAAAAGUUGACCACAUCAGCAGAGCUAUAACAGACAGUUAUACCUUUGCAUCCAAUUCACUAGAGAUUCUUUCUAUUGGCAAUAUUGCAUAUUUCAACAAAAGCAUUUUUAGUAACUGUCGUCAAUUGCAAUCUUUAACGAUUUUGAACACAGACUUUUCUGGUGAAAAUUUUACAGAUUUUUUACUACCAUUAAGAAGGCUUAUUACAGUUAAGAUAUCUUACGGUAAUAUCAAAUAUAUUCCUUCUCUUCGAAACUUUUCAAAAUUAAUACAUCUUGAUUUAAGUCAAAACAACAUCAAGAACAUUCACCCCAGUGUAUUUGACAAUCUGAAAAGUAUUUGCAGCAUUGUAUUGCAUCAUAAUUUCAUUUCGAUAAUAAACGAAAUCUCAUUUCCUUCUUUUGUUUGGAAGAACAAAACCAUUUCUCUUGAUCUAUCCUCAAACCCUUUCGACUGUAGCUGUCAAAUAAUAUGGUUCGUACAAUGGUUAAAAAAUAACGUAGAAAGAGCAGAGAAUUUUCCUGAUUUGUACAAAUGUGAAUUACCAAGUGAAAAGCGAGGUCUUCGUCUCGCCAAUUUUGAUGCUUCAGAAUGCCAUCGUCCAAACCAGUAUCUAAUUCUCUCAUUUACAAUCGGUGGGUGCUUAUCAAUCAUCUGUUUUGCAGUAAUCAUUAUAAGAAAACUCCGCUGGGAUAUAAAAUAUUACAUUCAUAUCUAUAAAACCAAGAGACCAUUGAAAUACAAGCGCCUAUUGGAUGACGGAUUUCUUUUUGAUGGGUUCGUUGCCUACAACUCAAAUGAUAGGCAUUGGAUUAUGUCCGAACUUAUAGAAAAGCUAGAAAAGAAAAAUAACUUCAAACUUUGUCUGCAGGAGAGAGAUAUCCUUCCAGGUGGAAUUUUCGUGGACGACAUCCAUCAUAAUAUUGAAGCUAGUCGUAAACUAAUUUUGGUUUUGUCUGAUAAUUUUAUGAGUGAUCAGUGGUGUAGAUAUGAGACAUUGAUUGCAAACCUUACAGUAGUAGACGGUAAACCCGAAAAGGUACUUAUUGUUCUCUUAGGAGAAAUAAGUUCCCAGUAUAUGACAAAUUCAAUGAAAACUCUGAUUAAAUCAACUGUUAAUCUAGAGUGGACGGAAAAAGAAAGCGGGAAAAAGUUGUUUUGGACAAGAAUUCAGGCUGAAAUGCAUAAAUAA